CUGGAUCUGCCGAUUCAUGACCCCACCUCAUCCCAUGGCUUCGACUCCAGAAGCGGUGGGCCCCGCAAAUCCUAGUCCCAUUUGGAUCCCCAAUCCAACACAGCACGGCACAGUCCAGACCAUGAUUGGCUACCCAGUCUUUGCUUCUGCAUUCCCCUGUCCUGUCAAUAUUAAUUGAUGCUGUUGGGCGAAGACGGCGUUUUGGCACGCUGGAGAGCCAAUAGCUGGGCGCGAAGCAUGGUGCUUUUACUCGGUCAGUUGGUGUGUGGCACGACAUGAGUUCCGCAAAUAUCCUCCGACAGGCGGCACAGCCCAGGGGCCGGCUCGCAGAAUAAUAUAUAUGUAAAGAGCGGCAUGGUAGCUCUGGCUUGCUGGGGGGUCAACAAUUUACCUCCAGCAAUACGCCGUCCAAUAAACGUGACGCCGAUUUCACCACCAAGCCAGAGAGCUCUACCCCGAGUAAACAAAACCCACCAUGGCCACCGAAAAUAAACAAGACACACCUUCGUACGCUGUGCGGGAUGAAGAGAAGGGCCUACACAGGACGACCACGGGCGUGACCAUGUCCCCCGAGCUCUUUGAGAAGCUGUAUCUCACGCCCAAGGUCCCACAUGCCGGCGACUACAACAAGCGCUUUGCCAAUCCCACGGCGCUCGGCUUUGUUGGAUUUGUCAUCUCGACUUUCACCUUCUCCACGGUUCUGAUGGGAUGGGGAGGAGCCUCGGGAUUAACGCCUGUCGCUGGUAUCUUCUUCUUUGUCGGCCCGGUCCUUCUUGUAUUUUCGAUGGUGUUCGAGUGGAUCAUGGGGAACUUCUUCCCGAUGAUGGUAAUGGGCUUAUUUGCCGUCUUCUGGCUCUCCUUUGGCCUUCUCCAGCUCCCGACCCUCGGUCUUGCCACCCCCUACGCUACCGAAGCGGACCCGUCCGGCAUGGCCUCGCCCGAGUACAACGCGACCGUUGCCAUGUACCUCCUGAUAUGGGGCUUCGCCCUCUUCACCUUCUUUAUAUUCACCACCAAGAUCAACGCUGUCUUUGCAAUGAUCUUCCUGCUUGUCAGCUCCGCCGCCUGGGUUCUCGCCGGCGCGUACUGGAAAGUCAGCACCGGUGACUUCGCCAUGGCCGGCCAUCUUCAGACUGCCGGCGGUGCGCUGUUAUUCGUCGUGGCGGUUCUAGGCUGGUACAUGUGCUUCGUCAUCAUGGCGGGCGAGAUGCGCCUCAACAUCAACUUCCCGGUCGGGGACUUGAGCCGCUUCUGGCCGAGGACCGACGUCCCCAUAGACAACGACCAUGAGGAUUGAGUGCGGGGCAAAGCUGGCCAAGGGGGGGUAAUAAUAUAUGAGACUGAGUUAUAGCAUACAAAUAGGAUUUGGGGCUACGU
Phialemonium atrogriseum is the source of this 1377-nucleotide messenger RNA. Its product is annotated as GPR1/FUN34/yaaH family-domain-containing protein. Gene Ontology annotation, cellular component: plasma membrane. The coding region runs from base 476 to 1297 and encodes 273 amino acids. The record is from RefSeq and is a predicted model, not a curated record. Lineage: Eukaryota; Fungi; Ascomycota; Sordariomycetes; Cephalothecales; Cephalothecaceae. The transcript is spliced from 6 exons. Gene Ontology annotation, molecular function: acetate transmembrane transporter activity.